AAUGAGAGUAAAGUGCGUGGGAUCGAUGCUGGAGCUGUGUUCAGGAGAAGGUCUUUUUCUGUGGUUUGGGUUAGAUCGGUUGUUUCCUCCUCACACACUGAGAGUUGUCCGUGGGUCCCUGAAGGCAUCUUCUGGGACCUGUAACAACUUUUGGAGCAGAGGCGUCUGAGAGGGAAGAAAGGGCACCAGGAGAGGACAGCAGGAGAAAUACAAAAAUCAAAGACGAGCACUGAUGCAAAAAGAAGCUGAAGGGAUAACAGAGUCUUCCCACAUCUAACGGCAGCCAUGGUCUUCCUCCUAGUAUCCCUGACUGUGCUACAUCUGGCCACCUUGGCCAUGCUCCUCAUCUCCACCCUGGAGAAGUCCUGGUGGAUAUGGGCUGACUCAGAAAUCUCCGACCUCUGGUAUAACUGCUUCCAUGACAACUCCACAGAGACCUGGCUGUGCGCUGCUACAGACGAAAGCGACUGGCUGCAGUCGGUCCAGGCCCUCAUGGUUCUCUCUGUGGUCUUCUCCUCUAUCUCCUUCCUGGUUUUUCUGUGCCAGCUCCUCACCAUGUCUAAAGGAGGACUCUUCUACUUCACAGGCUUCUGUCAGGCCUUCGCAGGCUGCACAGACUUUGCCGCCUGCCUCAUCUUCACCUUCCGCAGAAAGGAGAUCCUAAAUGACACCAGAGACCUGAGCAAAGGACACUUUGGCUACUGCUUCAUCCUGGCGUGGCUGUGCGUCCCUCUGCUCCUGGUCAGCGGGGUCCUGUACGUCCACCUGCGCAAGAAGCAGUGAGAAGGGAAGAACACUCGUUAGGAGUCCCCUCACUUCAGUCACCACCCAGUUAAGAAUCAUGCAAGGACAUAAAAUGACUGAGAAGGAAAUACCUCUGUUUUCUUUCUGACUCAAGAUCCACCCUGUCGCGCUGCGCGGUAUGCGAGACAUCAUGUCAUCAUGAGGGCAUAUCAUUCAAGAACAGCUCAAGGAAAUUUACUGAACCUCAGUCAUGUCGUGAGAUAAAAUGUUGACAGAGAUCUAGAACCUAGAAUGAUACUCUCCUUAUGAAACUACAUUUAAAUUCAAUAGAGCCUGAUUUCAUUUUAUUGUUUUACUCACUCACAGAAAUAUCAAUGAA
Molecule: messenger RNA, 1123 nt
Organism: Paralichthys olivaceus (Japanese flounder)
Lineage: Eukaryota; Metazoa; Chordata; Actinopteri; Pleuronectiformes; Paralichthyidae
Gene: emp3a
Product: epithelial membrane protein 3a (MAM blood group)
Cellular component (GO): plasma membrane
Source: RefSeq, a predicted model, not a curated record